Messenger RNA from Vitis riparia (riverbank grape), 2091 nucleotides. RefSeq names its product sodium/hydrogen exchanger 6-like. The coding region runs from base 162 to 1751 and encodes 529 amino acids. Lineage: Eukaryota; Viridiplantae; Streptophyta; Magnoliopsida; Vitales; Vitaceae. Gene Ontology annotation, cellular component: endosome; membrane. Gene Ontology annotation, molecular function: sodium:proton antiporter activity. Gene Ontology annotation, biological process: sodium ion transport; proton transmembrane transport; regulation of pH. The transcript is spliced from 22 exons. The record is from RefSeq and is a predicted model, not a curated record.
GGAGUGUGACAAAUUUUGAGUUGGGUUAGCUUUGAUUUCAAGAGCAUCAUGCUAUUGACUACUGCCACCACCACCUGUGAGAAUUGUCGUUGGAAACUUGGAAUUGGAACCCCAUCAUAAAGGGACAUCCCUUAAACGUCGUCGUUUUGGUUGCAAUCGCCAUGGACGACCUUCCCAUUUCUCCGACGGAGCCCCGGGGGAGUCCCUCUCCCGGGAAGGAGCAGCAAGCCGCCGGCGUCGGAAUCCUCCUCCAGAUCAUGAUGCUCGUCCUCUCCUUCGUCCUCGGCCACGUCCUUCGCCGCAAAAAAUUCUAUUACCUUCCAGAGGCCAGCGCUUCUCUCUUGAUAGGUUUGAUUGUGGGUGGACUUGCCAACAUCUCCGACACAGAAACUAACAUCAGGGCAUGGUUUAAUUUCCACGAGGAGUUUUUCUUCCUCUUUCUGCUACCUCCAAUCAUAUUUCAGUCUGGUUUCAGUCUAUCUCCUAAACCCUUCUUUUCAAAUUUUGGGGCAAUUGUGACAUUUGCCAUUGUGGGAACAUUUAUAGCUUCAACUGUUACGGGUAUUCUGGUUUACCUUGGUGGUCUGAUUUACCUCAUGUACAGACUUCCAUUUCUUGAAUGUAUGAUGUUUGGUGCUCUUAUAUCAGCAACCGAUCCUGUCACUGUUUUGUCCAUAUUUCAGGAACUUGGUACCGACACGAACCUUUAUGCCUUGGUUUUUGGAGAAUCUGUUUUGAAUGAUGCAAUGGCAAUUUCCUUGUACAGGACGAUUUCAUUAAUUAAAAGCCAUGUGCCAUCUGAACAAAACUUCUUUAUGGUCAUUGUCAAGUUUCUUGAGACUUUUGUUGGUUCAAUGUCAUCAGGUGUUGGAGUUGGAUUUACUGCUGCUUUGCUUUUUAAGUAUGCAGGAUUGGACAUUGACAAUCUUCUGAACUUGGAGUGCUGUCUAUUUGUUCUUUUUCCAUAUUUCUCGUAUAUGUUAGCAGAAGGUCUGGGUCUAUCUGGAAUUGUGUCAAUAUUGUUCACUGGGAUUGUUAUGAAGCAUUACACAUUCUCAAAUUUGUCGGAAAAUUCUCAGCGAUUUGUUUCUGCAUUUUUUCAUUUGAUAUCAUCAUUAGCAGAGACAUUUGUAUUUAUAUACAUGGGCUUUGAUAUUGCCAUGGAACAACAUAGUUGGUCUCAUGUUGGAUUCAUCUUUUUCUCAAUUCUGUUUAUCAUAGUUGCAAGGGCGGCAAAUGUCUUUUCUUGCGCAUAUAUGGUCAAUUUGAUUCGGCCUGCUCAUCGACAAAUACCUUUAAAGCAUCAAAAGGCGCUCUGGUACAGUGGUCUUCGAGGAGCUAUGGCUUUUGCCCUUGCUCUACAAUCUGUUCAUGAUCUCCCAGAAGGGCAUGGCCAGACAAUAUUCACUGCAACCACAGCAAUAGUUGUUUUGACGGUUUUGUUGAUUGGAGGAUCAACAGGUACCAUGCUGGAAGCUUUACAAGUUGUAGGUGAUGGCCAUGAUGGUCCCAUUGCUGAAAGCUUUGAAGUGAAUAAUGGCUAUAUUUCUCCUCCUUAUGAUGAGGAAGAGUCAUCUGGGAACAGGCUCAAGAUGAGACUUAAAGAGUUCCAUAAGAACACGGCAACGUUUAGAGCACUAGAUAAGAACUAUCUCACUCCAUUCUUUACAACUCAAACUGGAGAUGAUGAAGAACAAGAAUACUUUGGUGAAGCAGCAUCCAGUUCCAGAAGAGCAAGUUUCCAUGGCUAAAAUUCCCAGUGUCCAAUUUAUUAAGAAAUUCAUAUACUGCAAGAGGAGUCAACUUUGUAAAGGAUGUAUGGAUUGAGUUGCACUCCACAAGUAGCUAGGAAGAUGAAGGCAAGCAAUGGCUGUGCUUAAAUCAUCAUUGACUUCAUAUAGGAGCUAAUUAAAAUACCAUUAUACCAUUGUAGAACUCACAGGAGAGCUCAGAAAAUGUCCACUAAUCAAUGCAAUCAAACAUGUUCACUUGAUCCACUUAAGCAUUAGUUCCUUAGCCUCACAUUCUAUGUACCCAUUAAACCCAAAUGUGCAAAAAUAUAAUGCUUAUAUAGGUGAUUGUUUGCAUGAA